UACUCGGGUUAACUUGUAGCAGCUUAGUAGCUGACGACGAGCUUGUUUUUAGAUGAAUUUUGUUUUGUUGCUCCUGUUGCCUUCGAUCCGAUUUUGUCCCCUCAAGGCUCCAGUCACGGUGACGUGAUGCCGAUUCUGAGAGGAGCUCAAGGCCUCCUAAAAUUUUCAGAUUCGAAAUCCUCUCUUCAAUCCUACAACCAUGACUACGACGGUCGGAUUCUUGUCGCUUCCUACAGAGCUCAUAUGUCACAUUCUAAUCCUCCUUAACCCCAGGGACAUUAGUCGCUGUGCAAUGACUUGCAAUAUCUUUUGGCUUGCGGUCCGGAAUUCUGUCUAUAUUCAAUACAAGCUUGAAAUUUAUGCUCAAGGCUUGAUUAGUACUGGGACCGCUGCCAUGGAUUCGACCGGCGUUUCCAGCAAGACUCUGUGUUCACUCAAGAAAUUGGCAUCUUUGUGGCGAUCUGACUUCCAUGCGACCACUACCUUUGAAACAGUGGUCACUGCUGCUAGUUGUGGCACGAAUCUUACACUCUCCCGGACGUGGUCUAUCGGUGUCGAGGACUUUUUUACUACCUUCAACCCUCUGCAGGAUCUUAUGGUUGUGUGUUCUGAGCCUGAUCAUUGUGUCACUGUGACCGAUGCGGAACAAGAUUACCAUGUCUGUUGGGUGGAAUUCCGACUGGCUUCAUCCCAGCGUCCACAUCCGAGUGCUGAGUGCACUUCCUUGGAGUGCAAGCAUACAUUUGAUGCACCUGGCGAUUACCGUGCUGCUUUGUCGCCACUUGCAAUCUGUGGUGAUCACGUAUUUAUCCUCUAUUACAUAGAGGUCGCGAAUUGCUGCCAUUCUGAGCGUGUGCCCGGCAUGUUCAUACAAGUGAUCAAUUGGAGGAAGGGAUAUGUGAAUAGCCAUUCUUUAUGUCAUCUGGAUAUCUGCAAGUUAGAUCUGUUCUAUCCAGUUGAUGAACAGAAGUUUGUUAUCAUUGGCCCAGACUCGAUAUACUUGUACACGUUACAAGGGCUCAAUGGGUCGCCUCAGUGCCGAAUCAUAUAUCACCUUCCCAAGAUCCUCCGAGUCCAUCUAUCAUUGUACAACUCGCAGGUCAAGGUUCAUGGCCACCCGUCACUGCAUGGCAAAGCAGCACGCCCAGAACCCAUGCCGAGCUAUGUACCCUCCCUGGAGUCACAGAUUAUGGUUUUAGAGUCUGCUUCCAAAGCGGGGAAAGCUAUCCUAGUCAUCGAUAUGGCCAUCUUCUCCGACAUGGCCCUGCGCUCAGAUAUGCUCGUCGAUAUUCCCUGGUCAGAUUGGGGACCUCAGUAUGCGUGCUACUUUCCGCACCACAAAAGCUACCAUAUCAGUGUGUUUGGCAGCAAAAUGGCAUAUGCUCUUCCCAAAGAUCAUAUUCCUAAUCCUGGUCAAAGACUGCAACCGCUCUCCAAUAAGGGUUACUUCUAUGUGCACAUCUGGGACUUCAAUAAACGAGUCAUUGCUCGUUCGGAAAGUGUCAACGAUCCUGACUCAUCGGAUCUUCGCAUUUGCAAGCCGGGUCAGAUGAUUGACUCCUUUGGUAAAGACAUGUUCUCGAAUCGUGCAUACAUCGCAACGGUCUGUCGUACGCCAUUUCCGACAGCUGGCUCCAGGAUAUUCUUGGAACAGGAUCGGCUUACUGUGACAUGGACUCGGCAUCGUGAUAUUAGUAUCCAGGUCAUUUCCCCCAUCCAGACAGACGUUGGCCUGGACAUUACAGAAUAGAUAGUUUGGAGUAAAACGGCUGGGACUCAGCGACACCGAUGUAGUUUUAUUAUGAGCAAUAUGCGUUGUGUUGGCAAGCAAAAUAGUAAAUUUGUUUUCGC
This is a messenger RNA of Suillus discolor, 1851 nucleotides long. RefSeq lists its product as uncharacterized. NCBI's taxonomy places the organism in Eukaryota, Fungi, Basidiomycota, Agaricomycetes, Boletales, Suillaceae. The record is from RefSeq and is a predicted model, not a curated record. The coding region runs from base 200 to 1750 and encodes 516 amino acids. Gene Ontology annotation, molecular function: protein binding. The transcript has 5 exons.